AUGUCCUUGUUGAAAUCAGCUCAAUCAUUAAAGCCUUUGUUUGACCGUGUGUUGGUCCAAAGAUUAAAGCCAGCUACCAAGACCGCAUCUGGUAUCUAUAUCCCAGAAAAGAACCAAGAAAAGUUAAACCAAGCCACUGUUAUUGCAUCUGGUCCAGGUAUCACUAACACCACUACUGGACAAGUAAUUCCAACUUCAGUUAAGGCCGGUGACAAGGUUCUUUUACCUUCCUUCGGUGGUAACCCAGUGAAGGUUGGUGACGAAGAAUACUUCUUAUACACCGACAAGGAAAUCUUGGCCAAGAUUGAAGAGUAA
Messenger RNA from Dujonia railenensis, 315 nucleotides. NCBI's taxonomy places the organism in Eukaryota, Fungi, Ascomycota, Pichiomycetes, Serinales, Debaryomycetaceae. The record is from the annotation of a GenBank genome assembly.